This is a messenger RNA of Solenopsis invicta (red fire ant), 2331 nucleotides long. Its product is annotated as odorant receptor 49b. Bases 33 to 1232 code for a protein of 399 amino acids. The transcript has 12 exons. Gene Ontology annotation, cellular component: plasma membrane. Gene Ontology annotation, molecular function: olfactory receptor activity; odorant binding. NCBI's taxonomy places the organism in Eukaryota, Metazoa, Arthropoda, Insecta, Hymenoptera, Formicidae. The record is from RefSeq and is a predicted model, not a curated record. Gene Ontology annotation, biological process: detection of chemical stimulus involved in sensory perception of smell; sensory perception of smell.
AAGGGGAGCUUAGUCCCUUCGCACACAUCGAUAUGGAUGUUUCGAAGUAUUCGGCAUAUGACGAUUAUAAAUGGGCUGUCGGAAUAAAUCAAGUUAUCUUAACACUGUGUGGUAUUUGGCCAAAAAACAACGAAACUAAACAGGAAAAAUUGUUAUCCAAUAUACGUGUAAUUCUUAUGUUAAAUAUUUUAAUCUGUGGCUGCUUCAUUCCAACUAUACAUUCUUUGUUUAAAAUUUGGGGUGAUAUAAUGUGCAUGAUUGAUAACAUGCAAUAUACUUUACCACUUUUUAUAAUAUUAAUAAAACUUUCUACUAUGUGGAUCAGAAAAAAAGAUAUUUUACUGCUUUUAAACAUGAUUAAGGAUGAUUGGUUGAAACCAAAAAAGAUAAAAGAGAGAGAUGUUAUGAAAAAACGCGCGCGACUAGCACGUAUAUUUACAAUAUUCGGAUAUUUCAUGAUGUUGGUGUCUUACAUUUUGGUUGUGGUUCUUCCUAUUUUUGGUAUUUCAAUGAGAUAUUUAACGAAUAAAACGGAUCCAGACAAAUUAACGCCGCUACAAUCGUAUUAUAUUUAUGAUAAGAACAAAAGCCCAUUUUUCGAAGUAUCUUAUAUUAUGCAGAGUCUUGGUUUGAUGGUGGCUGGCGUUACAUACAGUAGUGUAGAUAGUUUCUUCGGUUUGCUAGUUUUUCAUGUGUGUGGUCAACUAGAAAAUCUCAAGAUGCGAAUCAUCCACUUGGAUAAGUUUAAAAAUUUCGAGAUUGCUCUAUCCCACAGCGUACAGGAUCAUAUACGUCUUAUUAGAUUUAUUAAUAUGAUUGAUGAUAUAUUUACUUUAAUGCUACUUAGUGUGCUAUUGUACUUUGGCAUUGUAUUUGCAUGUUACGGUUUUCUACUAGGUACUAUGGUGAAUCAAGGUCGCAAUCUGCCAGUACCACGUUUAAUUUUAAUUAUAUUGGCAUCAGUUAAUUCAUUUGCACACACAUGUCUCUAUUGCGCUGUAGGAGAAAUUUUAGUCACACAAUGCGAAGGAGUUUACGAAGCCGCAUGCAAGUACAAAUGGUACAAUUUGGAUCCAAAGAAAACAAAGAGCUUAAUGAUGAUAAUGAUUCGAGCCAACAAACCGUCGUAUCUUAGCGCAGGAAAAUUGUUUCCUAUGACGAUGUCUACAUUUUGUAACAUGAUAAAAACAUCGGGCGGUUAUAUAUCAGUUUUACUGGCACAUCGAGAAUAAAAAUAGAAAUCUAUAAAAAUCAGCAGCAACAUUUAAUAGGAAACAUUCUUUUAAAUUUAUUUGAUAAAAAUUUCAAAAUUCUAUAUAUUUCUAUAAAAUUCUAUAUACAAAAUAUUUUAUUCGCUUGCAAAUAUCGCUCAUAUAUGAUUGAUCAUGAAUUCAAUAAAGAUUAUGCUCUUCACAGCUGUGUACAUAUUUUAAUACGUAUAUUAUUACAUUAGUCAUUAUUGAGUUUUCUGAAGUUUGCCAGACGCUGUGUGAAAACAGAUCCACACAAUGAAGCUGCUAGCAUGUAUCCUGAUCGCAUUAGCGGUGGUUAAGUUGGGUGUCUAUGGAGAUAAACCAAAGAAGUUAGUAGGUGGCACACCCACUACCAUAAAUGAGUCCAUAUCCGCAUUGUGUCUCCAUAAGAAACAAUAAUAGGCAUAUGUGUGGCGGCAGUACAACGCUUCACGAUACAUCCUAACUGCAGCACAUUGCGUGGAACCUCUAAUUCGUUACCGCGUCCUAUGGGGAAGAAUCACCAUUGUUUCUGGUACGACCAAUCUUAGUCGAGGUGGACAAAUUCAUAGGGUAGAAAAUAUGUAGUACUACAAUGAUUAUAAUCCCAAUCAUCCUGCGAGUAGAGGCCCUUAUGAUAUCGCUGAAAGAGCCUAUUCCAUUUAAUUCAGUACAACAAUCAAUUCCCGUCUCUACAAGUAAUGAUGCUGUUACGAUUGCUGCCUGGCAAUUCUAUGGCUUCGGAGAAAGCAUUCAUGACGGCUUACAAAAAUUGCACGCACAAACCAUACCUCCGGAAGAAUGCCAGAAAUAUCACGAAAAUAUUAUGCUCGUUGACAAGAGCGAGGUGUGUACACUUAUCAUACGCGGAAAGGAAUCAUGCCAGGGUGACAGCGGUAGCGGACUGAUUUUAGAUAAAGAUAGACGUCUCAUCUGGUUUCUGGUGGAAAACCAUGCGCUACGAGUGUAGCGGAUGUAUACACUAAUACUUAUUUCUACAACGAUUGGAUCUUACAAAUAAUAGCAUUAUAAUAUUCUAAUAUUUUUCUUUAUAUAUUACAUGUUCCUAGUACUAAAUAAAGAUUAUUGAGCAAAUGCA